UUGUCGGAUGUUCAAAAAUUGUGAAAACGGAACGCAGUUAUGACAUCACACCAUGGUAAACGGAACGGCAUUGGAUAAAAAGUUGUUGUCCGGAUGCUAAUACGGAACGCACCCCUCUCUGUAUAUCUUGGUAUCCAAACCUCAAACUUUGAAUGACAAAGAAACCGGUGUUUUAUAAAAUCCUCUUCGCGACAUUAACAAGAGGUAGAAUCCAUUCGAAUUAUCUCAUCGUCCAUCAACUAACUUUCUAUGAGUGUAUUAACGCAAAGACUGAACCGCCUGCGAUGUACGUACUCGAUGUUGAGAUUUUGUGUCAAAGGCAACUACGUCCAGCGGAUGAGCGGCACGCUGUCGAAGCGCGAACUCGGUAAGCAUUCGACGCGUACGACACAAAUAGACCAUGUGGCGUGCAAUUUCCAACAGUAUCGACAAUUUGCGAUACUCUCCACGGAUCGUCAACAGGUUGACGUCGCUUCUCAAUCGAUUACCGAUGAUUAUGACGAGAGUACUAAGCCGGAGAAAAUAAAGGAAAAUGAAUAUGCUCGCAAUCUGUUUCUGAAUUCGAUCUAUUAUUCAAAGAGCGUGAUGAAGCCAAUCACGACGUACGCUUACGUCACGAACGAGGAGGCUCUGAGGCUUCUGGAGCAGGAUUGGAGUCUGAUGACGAGCGAAGAGAUAUUAUCGGCCAUCAAGAAGCUGUCCUACAAUAUUUGUCAUAAUAACAAUGAUCAUAUCGAUCCAUUGAAAUACAUGAAAGCUUUCAAUGUAUUGCGUAUAGAGGAAAUGAGCGAUAACGAUUUGUUGAUAAUGAUGCGGCACUUUGUGCCUUUUCGCAUUUUUUUAAAACAUAAUUUAUAUAAUAAUUUUUGCAAACGUGUGGACAGAGAAUGUGUGAAGCGCUUCUUGCAGUUGACAACUAAUGAGAUGCUGUUACUCUGCGAUGUGAUAUAUCAGAUGAUGCAUAACAACAUGUCUGAAUAUAUUUGGUAUGCUAUGAGGAAAUUAGGUAACAAACCUAAUAAACUCACUUCCAAACAAUUAGUGCAAGUUUUAUUCUUUCUGAAUAUAUGUCGAAAGCCACCUAUAAAUAUGUAUGAGCUUGAAUAUUAUUUAGAGCGGUGGAUGAACGAGUUGUCCAUCAAUGAGCUGGCAAUAGCAACAUUAGGUUUCUUUAAAACCCGCACGCAAAUUAGAAAUGUCAUUUUUCUGACAGAAAUCAUGAGGAAAACUAUCGCUGAAAUAGAGAGUGUAGACAGUGUUAGUAUUGGAGCACUCUUCAAAUUGAUACGAUUUAGUAUGCACCUCACAGCAAUCCCUAUGUUUCAAGAAUUAUUGAAAGCUGUGAUGCCGCACGAGCCGCGUUUUACGCUGAUGUCUCUGACACAUAUCGCGCACGCGUGUGGGAAGGUUGCGCUAUAUGAUGAAGAGUGCAUAGAUAGAAUAAUUAAAAGAUUUAAUAGUGAAAUAAAAACCGCGAGAUUAAAGGACUUCGAAAGAUUUAUUUGUGUGCUUGCUAAUCUCAACUUUGACCCAAGCAACAGUAUCUAUCAAAAUGUGAUCGAAGAACUUAGAGCCUCUUGGGACACGAGGCGAGCUCGGGAGAUAUCAAAGUAUCCAAAAGAAGCUUCACGAAUUUUAGGGUAUUUGGCGGUGUUAAGUAUAUAUCCUACGGAUCUGAUUCGACGUGUCAUGGCGCGCGAGCAUCUUGACAAAAUUUGCUGCGGCAAUUAUACUCAUCUCACACGCGAAUAUUGCGUGUUGGACUAUAGCCUCCGGCUGGAAGUACCCGAUUACAAUGGGCCAUUUCUUAAACCCUCUAUAUGUCAAUUUUUAGAAAAAAAAUAUUUCCAGGAAUAUUCCAGGAUUGGCUCAGGAGAAUCGAGUCGGGGGAAUCUGCUUUGUACAGGCGUGUUACAAACAUGUCAGGAGCUGUUCAACACUACAUCAAACAUAUCCAUCGUCCGACCGUUGCCGCAUUAUGUGCCGUCGGACAUCGUUUUCUGUCUAGACGAACAAAAUCAGCUCGUACCAUCAGAGGAAUUCCUAUCGCAAUUUCAAUCGAGUGAGAUCAUGCGCGUGGACAAAGAAACUUCGAAGAAUGUUAGAUGGAUUGCUCUCGUCAUGGCUCCUCAUGGACUUCUAAUAAGAAACAAUAAUUUACCUACUGGAAUGUUAGCUGCAAAACUAAAACAACUGUCCAUAAUUGGAUAUACGCCAAUCAUGAUAUCAUAUAUUUCUUGGAACAAAUGUGCAUCAGCACAGGAGAGAUGUGAUUACAUCAAAAAGCUUGUAUUUAGGAAUAACGAAUCAGAAUUGUUCAACAAAUAAUAUUACACAAUAUUUCUCUCAUUAUUUUAUAUUUAACUAAUAAACUUUAUGCGAACUGUUAA
Molecule: messenger RNA, 2390 nt
Organism: Cataglyphis hispanica
Lineage: Eukaryota; Metazoa; Arthropoda; Insecta; Hymenoptera; Formicidae
Exons: 7
Coding region: 250-2328 (692 amino acids)
Source: RefSeq, a predicted model, not a curated record